Molecule: messenger RNA, 903 nt
Organism: Aethina tumida (small hive beetle)
Lineage: Eukaryota; Metazoa; Arthropoda; Insecta; Coleoptera; Nitidulidae
Product: probable very-long-chain enoyl-CoA reductase art-1
Exons: 1
Coding region: 1-903 (300 amino acids)
Biological process (GO): very long-chain fatty acid biosynthetic process
Molecular function (GO): oxidoreductase activity, acting on the CH-CH group of donors
Source: RefSeq, a predicted model, not a curated record
AUGUUCAACUUGCAAGUUUACGACAUUAAAAGGAACCAUCUGGGCGAAAUUUCAGUCGAAGCUACCAGCAGGGUAAGGUCGAUAAAAUGGAAGAUCGCCGAACUGACCAACCUGUCAGUGCACCGACAGGCUUUGAAGGCGACCAGGAACGGGAUUGACCUAAAGGACUCCUUGACCACCGUUCAGGCCAACUUGAUGGAGAACAAGAAGAUAUUCGUCAAGGAUUUGGGACCGCAAGUGAAGAUGAGCACCUUGUUCAAUUAUCAACACGCCGGUUCGUUGUAUAUUUUCGCCUGCGUCAUUCUGAAACCCGACAUCAUUUUCCACAACUGGGAUAGCAGCACGAGCUUAACCUUGUCAACCCUUGUGGCUUUAAUCUGUUGGAGUCUGCAUUUUAUCAAGAAGAUGUGGGAGACUGCCUUCCUCUACAAGUUUUUCUCCAAAACCAUUCACAUUAAGUACUUGUUCGCGUACUGCCCCUACCUCUGGAUAUUGACCUUCUACGUGGCUUACCACAUCAGCCAUCCGUACUACACACCUCCUCCAGUUUUGGUCCAAUUGGUAGGCUUCCUCGUCUUCCUCACUGGAGAAGUUGGGAACCUGAGCAUCCACUUCCUGCAACGUGACUUUCGGAGGUCACGCAAGAACAUCCGCGAAGUACCAAAUCCCAACGAGAACCCCUUCACCAAACUGUACCACGUGGUGUCCUCUCCCAACUACACCUACGAAUUCAUCACCUGGGUCGGAUUUGCUGUGAUGACCAGUUGCCUACCGGCAGGCAUCUUCGCCGCACUCAGACUGUGGCAAAUGGCCAACUGGGCUUUGGCCAAACAGAGGAAACUACGCAGAAUAUUGCCCAAAUACCCCAAAAACAGGAAAGCGAUUCUUCCAUACAUUUUGUAA